AUGACCAUCUAUAGCAAGCCUUGUAUCCGGAUUGCCAUCAAUUCAUUGCAUUUGUAUACGUCAUGGCAAAGGACUGCACGCAUUUCCUUGAGUUUUCCAUUGGGUGGCAGAUCUUUUUACCAUAAUCCGCCUUUCUCUGAUAAAUUUCAGUCCUCAGAAAGUACACAUUUCGAAGUCGAGCGCAAGUUUAUGUUUGAUCUCUCCAAACUCCCUCUAUUGGAACAUAAUAAAGGUGCCAAGCCCUUCCGUACUGUCCAGUUUCUUCAUGAAAAAUCGUUCACUGACACAUACUACGAUAACGAUGAGAGAGACUACCCACUCACGACACAAGAUAUCUGGCUGCGUCAGCGCGAUCUAAACUGGGAGUGCAAGACUCCCAUGAACUUGACUGCAUCGAUGGAUUCUUAUCACGAGUUGAUAGAUUUGCGCGAAAUCGCCGAUUUUCUUGGAAAGGUUUUAGGCGCAUCGAAAUCUCCAGUUCCUGAAAAUGCAGAGCAGUUCAAAAUAUGGCUUAAACAGCAACACGGCCUUACCCCCUUUGGCACUAUACAGACGACGCGACGGCAUUACCUCAUCGAUGACGAAUUCACACUCGAUCUAGACAAAGCUGAUUUUGGCCAUUACGUUGGGGAGCUGGAACUCGUCGUACAUUCUAAGGAACAAGUACACGAUGCCGAGCGGAAAAUCGCACAAUAUAUGAAAGAACACGAGUGGUUUUUUGAUACAAGCGGCGUGGUAAUGGGAAAGUUGAGUGCGUAUAUUAUAAAUUACAAUAACAAACAACGCGAGUGUAUGGAGAAAUCGGGCGUAUUGACGCGGAAACUGUUCCCAAAAAGUUUAGACGACGUGACUGCAAGGAAAUAG
Messenger RNA from Paraglomus brasilianum, 864 nucleotides. Lineage: Eukaryota; Fungi; Glomeromycota; Glomeromycetes; Paraglomerales; Paraglomeraceae. The record is from the annotation of a GenBank genome assembly.